AUGGUUGGAAACGGCAUGACUGACACCCCGUUGAAUGAAAUAAGCGAGGCCAUUAUUUGCAGAAACAUCUUUGGCCAAGUCCCAGAUCCAGCGUCCGAUCCGCGCUGCAAGGAUAGUCAGGUCCAGGCCGAGCUGGCCCUGAUUAGCGGCUGGGAGCUCACCUUUGGCCUCAUCCCGAGUCUUGUCGUCGGCGUGCCUUUUGGCCUGGCCGCUGACAAGUACGGACGCAGAGCAGUCAUCCUGCUGACUAGCGUUGGCGUUGUUCUUUCCACGCUCUUGACCAUUGUCAUUUGCCGGUAUCCGGAAACGUUUUCUCUCAGAUUGAGGUGGCUCGCGCCGAUACUCAUGCUCAUUGGUGGCGGCAUGUUGACACUCUCUGCCAUGUCCUAUACCGUCAUCGCAGAUAUUUCGACAAAAGCAUACAGGUCUACCGCCUUUUUGUGGAUGGCCACAACAGUAACUGCCUGUAGCCUUGUGGCGAGUCCCUUGACCUAUUUCAUGAUGAAUGAAAUGGGUGCCUGGUUCACUCUCAUCUUUGGGUUUGCGUUGAUGACUCUGGCCAUACCAAUUGCUGCGUUCGUUCCAGAGACCAGACCCGCUGCAGUUGUUCGACGGGCAGAGACAGCUUGCAAGAUUGCCGAGACGAAUUCUCGCAUCGAUAACCAUAGUCCACGCUGGAUUUCCCGGUCCUAUGUUCGCUCUACAUGGCAGCAUCUGUCUCUCAUCAACCGCACGCUGUUUGCUGGAAACCCCACAGUUGGACUGCUCAUAUCUAGCACAAUAUUCAUCACUGUAGGCAAGAGUGUAGUCAUCAUGCUGCUACAGUUUUGCACUGCUUCGACGGCUAACCUUGGUAUUUGUUCCCAGGCCGGUCUCCUCAUCGGGGUAAAGCAAGCCACUAGCCUCACCCUUACAGCCCUUGCGCUGCCCGCACUGAGCCAGUUCCUGUUAAGGAUUGGCAUGGCGCCCCUCGUCAAGGACUGGUGGAUCGUGCGGGUGAGUGCCGUGAUUAGUGUCGUCGGCUCACUUGCAAUGGGAUUGGCGCAGACAGUACAGCUCUUCAUUGGCGCCAUGAUGUUUGCAGAAUGUGGCAUCGGCUUACAGGCUGCGCUGCGCGGUCUUGUGACGGAGCUCAUCGACGAGACACAUAUUGCGCUAGUCAUGACGGUGCUCAGCCUGUUCAUGACGAUUAGCGAGAUGGUGGCUGGGCCUCUGAUGGCGCAAAUGUUCAAGGUGGGCAUGGACUGGGGAGGGGUUUGGGUUGGUAUGCCUUAUCUUGCCUCUGCGGCAAUGCUAUCAGUAGGCGCGGUUUUGGUCAUGAUUCCACCAAUUGUUCGGCAUGUGGCAACUUCACCGGCCGUUUAG
Beauveria bassiana ARSEF 2860 is the source of this 1365-nucleotide messenger RNA. RefSeq names its product MFS transporter. The transcript has 4 exons. Gene Ontology annotation, cellular component: membrane. The record is from RefSeq and is a predicted model, not a curated record. Gene Ontology annotation, molecular function: transmembrane transporter activity. Gene Ontology annotation, biological process: transmembrane transport. Lineage: Eukaryota; Fungi; Ascomycota; Sordariomycetes; Hypocreales; Cordycipitaceae. Bases 1 to 1365 code for a protein of 454 amino acids.